AAUUUGACUUAAAAAUUACUAAAGUUUGUAAUCAUUGAUUUUGCACAUAAACAUUUCUGAGAUAUUAGGCCACAAUAUAGGCCUACUAUUAAUCUUUUUACUAUACUAUAUAUAUUUAUAUAUUUUUUAUUCAAAGGCUUUUCAAAAUUUCCGUGACCGACGGAGGAAAAAUUUAUCAAGUAGUUGCAGAUUGCAACCUGGUAGAAAUGCUGAACUCAGAUGAUCAAGAGAGAAGAAAACAGGCUCUUGAUUUUAUCAAAAGUACCUCAGGCUGUCAAGGAGAGAGUAGCAAUGAUAAAAGGACACAAGAGGAGAAAGAUGUUACUGAUGUGAAAAAUUGGUCAAAAGAGGACAUAAAAUGUCUUUUUGACAUCAGAAGACAAAAAGAGAAACAAUUUAAUGGAAGCAAGGUCCACAAAUCCCUUUGGGAUACUAUAUCACAUGAACUCUCUGACCUCGGUAUUGCAGCGACUGCAACCCAGUGCUCUAACAAAUGGAAAGCCAUGAAAAGGGAAUACAAAAAGACUGUUGAUAACAAUUCCCGUACAGGUGCAGAAAAGAAAACAUGUCCUUUUCAUGACGAUUUCGGAGAACUCUAUGGUAACAAAAGUGGAACAAGACCACAAUAUGUGAUGGCUUCCAAAAAGGUAAAUACUGAAGAUGACAAGGAAGAUUCUACAUGCAAUUCAGGAUCAUCACCAGAAUCCUCCUCUAAGACAUCAACAUCAUCAUCAUCGUCAUCUGCUGCAAAGAAGAUCACAAAACGAAAAAGAAAAGAUCAGUUCUCGUUACUAGAGGAAUACACUAAAGGACAAGAAAAAUAUCGUAAAGAGAGAUUUGGUAUCAACUUAAAGGAAUUUUAUGAUUUCCAAAAAUAUGACCAAGAUUACUGCAAAGACCUACAAUUGUACCUUAUGCCUACUCCCACUAAAUGUUUCAAUUCACCAGUUUCAUACGUAACACCUAUUGUCAACUCUGACUGUGAAAAUAUGGAUGAAGAUGUGUCUUCACAGCAAUUGUCAACCAAGUGUUUCACUCCUCAGACAUUACUCAUUGAAACAGGUUUAAAUAUUGAGCAUGUGUCUGAUACAGACAGCUCAGAUGUUAGAAUUGCUACAUUAAAAUAA
Saccostrea cuccullata (small rock oyster) is the source of this 1127-nucleotide messenger RNA. RefSeq lists its product as uncharacterized. Bases 207 to 1127 code for a protein of 306 amino acids. The transcript is spliced from 5 exons. The record is from RefSeq and is a predicted model, not a curated record. Lineage: Eukaryota; Metazoa; Mollusca; Bivalvia; Ostreida; Ostreidae.